This is a messenger RNA of Pelobates fuscus (common spadefoot toad), 6546 nucleotides long. It is a transcript of the gene ROCK2, whose product is annotated as Rho associated coiled-coil containing protein kinase 2. Gene Ontology annotation, cellular component: cytoplasm; cytoskeleton; centrosome. Lineage: Eukaryota; Metazoa; Chordata; Amphibia; Anura; Pelobatidae. Gene Ontology annotation, molecular function: ATP binding; small GTPase binding; Rho-dependent protein serine/threonine kinase activity. The coding region runs from base 343 to 4728 and encodes 1461 amino acids. The record is from RefSeq and is a predicted model, not a curated record. The transcript is spliced from 34 exons. Gene Ontology annotation, biological process: embryonic morphogenesis; actomyosin structure organization; Rho protein signal transduction.
CUGCGCACCCGGAGUGUGGGACAGGCAGCCCUGAACAGGAAGGGAAGAGCCGCGGGUUACACAUUGCAGAGCCGCUGGCUCCAUUCUCCGGAGAGCCACACGUCGGCUGGGAGCCCAGGAGGAGGCGGAGGUGGAUAAUGAUAAGAAGGAGGAAGGUCACCCUCUCCUGAAGUGCACACACCCUCCUCCGUCUAUGCCUCCCUGGGGGGCUCCCAUGGCACUCACUCCCCCUGUCUGCUUCUCCUGCUGGGGCUGAGGUUGGCUCCUGCUGAUCCCCUUUGCUUGGACUUUUCCUGCAGGAAUCAGGACUUGUUACAGAGGACUUUAUAAAGUGCUGGGAAGAUGUCUUCCUCCAUCCAGGACUCUAUGAUGAGCCGGCAGCAGAAGCUGGAGGGGAUCCUGAGGAACCCACGCUCCCCCAUCAAUGUGGAGAGCCUGAUGGACGGACUCAAUUCUUUGGUUCUUGAUCUCGAUUUUCCUGCACUACGAAAAAACAAGAACAUUGAUAACUUUUUAAAUAGAUAUGAGAAAAUUGUGAGUGAGGUUCGUCGGUUGCAGAUGAAAGCCGAAGAUUACGAUGUAGUGAAAGUCAUCGGAAGAGGUGCCUUUGGAGAAGUACAACUGGUUCGCCAUAAAAGCACGCAGAAGGUGUAUGCAAUGAAACUCCUUAGUAAAUUUGAAAUGAUCAAGCGAUCAGACUCUGCCUUUUUUUGGGAAGAAAGAGACAUAAUGGCUUUCGCAAACAGUCCGUGGGUAGUUCAGCUGUCUAGUGCCUUUCAAGAUGAUAAACACCUCUACAUGGUCAUGGAGUACAUGCCAGGAGGGGACCUUGUAAACCUUAUGAGCAAUUAUGAUGUGCCUGAGAAAUGGGCGAAAUUCUACACAGCAGAAGUAGUCCUUGCCCUCGAUGCAAUCCACUCAAUGGGAUUGAUCCACCGAGACGUGAAACCAGACAACAUGCUUCUAGACAAAUAUGGGCACCUCAAGCUGGCAGACUUUGGCACCUGUAUGAAGAUGGAUGAAACAGGUAUGGUGCGUUGUGAUACCGCCGUGGGCACCCCAGACUACAUAUCCCCUGAAGUAUUAAAAUCUCAAGGAGGAGAUGGGUACUAUGGAAGGGAGUGUGAUUGGUGGUCGGUGGGCGUCUUCUUGUUUGAAAUGCUGGUUGGGGAUACCCCAUUUUACGCUGACUCCCUGGUAGGAACAUACAGUAAAAUCAUGGAUCACAAGAAUUCACUAAACUUUCCUGAAGAUGUGGAAAUUUCAAAGAACGCCAAGAACCUCAUCUGCGCCUUCUUAACGGAAAGGGAGGUGCGCCUUGGAAGAAAUGGGAUAGAAGAAAUUAAGCAGCACACUUUCUUCAAGAAUGAUCAGUGGACGUGGGAUAACAUACGAGAAACCGCUGCCCCAGUUGUGCCUGAGCUGAGCAGCGACAUUGACAGCAGCAACUUUGACGACAUCGAAGAGGACAAGAAAGACGUGGAGACAUUUCCGGUUCCCAAAGCCUAUGCGGGAAACCAGCUUCCUUUUAUAGGAUUCACCUACUACCGUGAAAAUCUAUUGCUAAAUGACCCAUCCCAUACCCCGAAAGCAAACAAUCCCUCCGUGCAGCCAAUGAAAGAGCAAUCGGCACAGCUGCAGAAGGAAAUCAAUCAGCUGAGCGAACGACUUCACAAUGAGAUGCAGGGCAAAGAUGAGCUGGAAAGCAAGUACCGAUCAGUGAAUGCUCGUCUAGAGAAGACCGUAAAAGAGUUGGAUGAAGAGGCAAAUUCUCGAAAAAACCUUGAAUCCAUGAAUCGGCAGCUAGAGCGAGAGAAAGCUUUACUGCAACACAAGAACACAGAGUACCAAAGAAAAGCAGAAAAUGAGGCAGAUAAGAAACGUAGCCUGGAAAGUGAAGUGAACAGUUUGAAGGAUCAACUUGAUGAUCUGAAAAAGAGGAACCAAAGCUCCCAAAUAUCUAAUGAGAAAAUGAACCAGCUUCAAAGACAGCUGGAUGAAGCCAAUCUUUUAUCACGCACAGAGUCUGACACAGCAGCCCGGCUGCGGAAAACCCAGACAGAAAUGUCCAAACAGAUCCAGCAGUUAGAGGCCAACAACCGGGAAAUGCAGGAUAAAACUUGCAUGCUGGAAAAUGCCAAACUGAAACUAGAAAAAGACUUCAUCAACCUGCAGUCUGCUCUGGAGUCAGAAAGGAGAGACUGGACACAUGGCUCGGAAAUGAUCAGCGACCUUCAAGGUCGAAUAUCUGUCUUAGAAGAAGAUCUGAAAAAAGCAAGAGAGUUGAUGGCUAAAGCCGAUGCAGAAAAACGACAGCUUCAAGAGAGACAGUCUGUUUUAGAGAAGGAAAAGAGCAAUCUGGAGAUCGAUUUUACUUACAGACUGAAAGCACUCCAACAAAACGUGGAAAAAGAGGAAGCCGAACACAAAGCCACAAAGGCCCGGCUGGCCGACAAGAAUAAAAUCUACCAGUCUAUCGAAGAGACAAAAUCAGAGGCCAUGAAAGACAUGGAGAAGAAGCUUCAGGAUGAGAGAGCGUCUAAGCAGAGAUUGGAGAACAACUUACUGGAUGUCGAAAAGCAGUGUUCCAUGUUGGACUGCGACCUUAAACAAGCCAAGCAGAAGAUCAAUGAGCUUGACGCACUGAAAGACAAACUGACGGAGGAUGUUAAGAAUUUAACAUUAAAAACUGAACAAGAGACACAGAAGCGCAGCUUGACGCAGAAUGACUUGAAGAUGCAGCUGCAGCAAGUCAACGCCUUGAAGAUGUCCGAAAAGCAAUUAAAGCAAGAGAUCAACCACCUGACCGAGAUCAAACUCAGCUUUGAGAAACAGAACAGCGAACUCCGCAAAGAGCGUCAAGAUGCAGAUGGCCAAAUGAAGGAGCUCCAAGACCAGCUGGAAGCAGAACAGUAUUUCUCAACCUUGUACAAGACCCAGGUUCGGGAGUUAAAGGAGGAAUGCGAGGAGAAGGCCAAGCUGUGUAAGGAGAUGCAGCAGAAGGUCCAAGAACUGCAGGAUGAGAGAGAUUCUCUGGCCGCUCAGCUGGAAAUCACGCUAACCAAGGCAGAUUCCGAGCAGCUGGCUCGCUCCAUCGCCGAGGAGCAGUAUUCUGACCUGGAGAAAGAGAAGAUUAUGAAAGAGCUGGAGAUCAAGGAGAUGAUGGCUCGUCACAAGCAGGAGCUUGCCGAGAAAUAUGCCACAAUAACAUCUCUAGAAGAAGCUAACCGGACGCUAACAAUUGAUGUAGGCAAUUUGGCUAAUGAGAAGGAGGAUAUGAACAACAAACUGAAAGAGUCCCAAGAACAAAUCGGGCAUCUGAAAGAGGAAGAAACCAGUAUUGUAGUCAUCAAGUCUCAGUUCGAGAAGCAGUUGCUGAAUGAGAGGACACUUAAAACACAGGCUGUAAACAAACUGGCUGAGAUAAUGAACCGGAAAAUUCCCACGAAGCGUGGACCGGACAUGGAUGUGCGACGAAAGGAGAAGGAGAACCGGAAGCUGCAAUUAGAACUGAAAUCUGAGCGGGAAAAACUGACUCACCUUGUCAUCAAAUACCAGAAAGAAAUGAAUGAAAUGCAGGCGCAAUUGGCGGAUGAAAGCCAGGUUCGUAUUGAGCUGCAGAUGGCUCUAGACAGCAAAGACAGUGACAUCGAGCAACUCCGGUGCCAGCUGCAGACCAUCAGUAUCGGUCUGGACAGCACAAGCAUUGGUAGUGGACACGGGGACGCUGAUGCAGAUGACGGAUUUCCAGUUCACAUCACUCAGUCCCGGACUAUGGAGUCCAUGUCUUUCACCUACCAACGUUCUUCUACUUCUGUCCGCAUUGCCACUAAGCCCUCGCGUUCUCGCUUGCUUCUCGACUCUGAUUCUGACUCAGAGGAGGAACCGUACCCCAGUACACAAGCCCUCCCAGAGCCUGAUAGCGAUGAUAGUGAAGAGUCCAGGUUGGAGGGGUGGCUGUCUCUCCCUGUCCGCAACACCAAGAAGUUUGGGUGGAUUAAAAAGUAUGUGGUUGUGAGCAGCAAGAAGAUUCUGUUCUAUGACAGUGAGAUGGAUAAGGAGCAAUCUAACCCCUACAUGGUAUUGGAUAUAGACAAAUUGUUCCAUGUGCGAGCAGUCACACAGACUGACGUGUAUCGAGCAGAUGUCAAAGAGAUUCCCCGGAUAUUUCAGAUUUUAUAUGCCAACGAAGGAGAAAGCAAAAAAGAACAAGAAUUCCCAGUUGAUACCAUGGAGAAGUCCAAUUAUAUUUGUCACAAAGGGCAUGAGUUUAUCCCCACGCUCUACCAUUUCCCUACUAGCUGUGAUGCUUGUAUGAAGCCUUUGUGGCACAUGUUUAAACCCCCUCCUGCUUUGGAGUGCAGGCGGUGCCAUAUCAAAUGCCACAAAGACCACAUGGAUAAGAAAGAAGAGAUAAUCGCUCCUUGCAAAGUAAACUUUGAUAUUUCUACGGCAAAGAACCUCCUUUUGCUUGCAAAUUCUACGGAUGAACAGCAGAAGUGGAUUAGUCGGCUUGUUAAAAAAAUCCCCAAGAAGCCUCCAACGCCAGAUCCCUUUGCUAAAUCCUCUCCGAGAGCUUCCAUGAAGGUACCGCAAAACCAAUCCAUGCGACGGCCUAGCCGACAGCUCCCUCCAAACAAACCCAGCUUACUUGAUCUGGCAUUUAAAGAUUGGGAUUGGUCUCUGGAUGAUGUAGAGGAUGAUGAUGAAGAUGUGUUUGAUUUUUGAAGAAGUGCACUGGCUAACUGCCUUCUGUGAAUGCAGUCCCCAUUUCAAGAUCUUUUCUUCCAAUUUAAAUAAGACUGAAAUACACAAUGAUGUCCCAAAAUAUAAAAAAGCAAAAAAGUGAAAACUACAAAAAACUAUAUAUAUAUUUUUUUUUUUCCUAAGAGACAGUACUAUAUAUAUCAGAGGUUUACAAAAUUGUUGCUGCAAUAUAUAAAUAUAUAAAAUUUGUUAUCAUCUGACCAGUGGCUUUGGAAUCCUCAGGGUGGUCAGAAAACACACUGGGAUUAAAUAUAAGCAAACCUGGGAUUUUCUUCAUCUUUGGCUAAAGACUACACAUUGUCUAACAAAUUAGAGGCAGUGUGUGAAGGUGCCUCUAGGGCUGAAAACGAUUAAAUGGUUUCACUUGGAGAAGACAGUCUCAUGAAGAGCAGAGAUGGGGCAAUACGCCACUUCAAUACACCACUCUGCCUCCGGGAAUUCAACACUACAUGGAUUAAUCAACGCAAGGGCCACAACUGAUGGAUCAAUAACCUCUUGGUGCUCCGUACAGAUCAGAUCACAACAUUGGCCAAGAAAAGAGCGCCUUGGUUCACAGACCAUUCUACUGUGUAUAUAUUUGUAUUGUACUGUACCACAAGAGGCUUUGUGAGAACGCCACAAUUUAUUUUUGUACUCAUUGACUGAUAUACCAUUACUUACCGCAGUUGUAACUAUGCACAUGUACGAAGCCAUAGAGUGGAACCAUUUUUGGUCCUGUGUACUGGGACGAAAAAAAUAAAUUGCAUGCAAGUGCUGAGCAGCUUGUUUAAGAUUUGAUCCUGAAACAUUUUCUUCUUUUUUUAUUUUUAUUUUUUCCCUCUAUACAAAUGGAUACCUUCUGUGAUAUCUAUGAAUGCCUUAAUUUAAAGUUGUCAAUUUAUUUUGACCAUUCCAUCUCUCUCUAUAUCAGAUCUUUGGACGCAAACGUUAAGAUUAUUUUGUGCUGGGGAGGGAAGGGGGUAGCGCGCACUAUUUUUUUUUUUUUUUACAUCUAUCAGAACAUUGCCAGUCUUUUUCUGAAUGUAUUUAAAGUAAUUUGGAGAUAUUACAAGUGUUUGACUGCACAUUAACAGAAUGCAUUGGAGCUUAACAUAUCUUUUAAUCUUCACACCGAUAUUUCUGCAUCUCUUCUCCAAAUCUCUAUAUUAAUAUUCACGCUCUAUUCAGUACAUUUCAUUAAGUGCUAUGACCUGUUUUGGCCUUGUUUAGGGUUCUAGAUAUGUUUUUAUUUCUUAAAACAAAGAAGCGUCUGUGAUUUAUAUUUUUAUAAGUGUUCCUGGCACAUGUUCCUACAAGGCCUGUCACAUGCUUCAUUCAUACUGUACAUCGAGGGGAGUUUAACCUAUGGCUGUCCAUUCAUUGAUGACCCACAACUUCGGUGAUUCUCCAAAAGCCCGUUUCUAAGUCCGUGUGUGGUUUGUGGCUGAAGAGGAUUAUAGGAGCUGUUCUCGAUAAAUGGAUAGAAUGCUGCAGAUUGCCUACGGCUGCUGUAGAUGUAUUUUUAAUAUUUUGUAAACUGUUCUCUAGUGCAGAGUUCUAGGUAUACAGAGACAUUUCAAACCAAACGUUUGCAGAAUGUUUAGUUGGGAAAACGGCGAGGGCCUCAGAGGCACUUGCUUGAAUUAUUUUUACAUGGUCUUAUUAAAAAUAUAUAUAUAAUUUAUGUGGGCUCCUUCAUUCUGUAUGCCUAACUAUCCCUCAAAAGUGCAUGUUUUAUACAGAAAACAGUAUGAUAAAAUGUUAACCAUAUUGACAAUAAAAUAUAACAUGUAGUCUUCA